This is a messenger RNA of Cinclus cinclus, 1569 nucleotides long. It is a transcript of the gene SYT10, whose product is annotated as synaptotagmin 10. NCBI's taxonomy places the organism in Eukaryota, Metazoa, Chordata, Aves, Passeriformes, Cinclidae. Bases 1 to 1569 code for a protein of 522 amino acids. The record is from RefSeq and is a predicted model, not a curated record. Gene Ontology annotation, cellular component: membrane. Gene Ontology annotation, molecular function: calcium-dependent phospholipid binding; calcium ion binding; clathrin binding. Gene Ontology annotation, biological process: regulation of dopamine secretion; cellular response to calcium ion; calcium-ion regulated exocytosis. The transcript has 7 exons.
AUGAGUUUCCCGGCGGAGGACGGCGUGGGCAGCCUCUGCCACAAGGCGUUGCAGAUCAUCUCGGAGCUGUGCCUGGGCGGGCAGGUGGAGCGGGAGAAGUGCGCCGGCAUCUUUCCCCUGGAGAGCGCCCGGCAGGGCAUCGGCGGCACAGACGUCUCAGUCAGUCUCUUAGCAGUCGUCGUCAGCUUCUGCGGGCUUGCCUUGCUGGUGGUCUCUCUUUUUGUCUUUUGGAAACUGUGUUGGCCCUGCUGGAGGAGCAAACCUCUCACCUCCAGUGCCAGUAACGUCCCGCAGAGCAACUCCAGCGCUCCUACGGAGGUUUUGGAGAACAGCGAGAAAAAGGAAGUUAAAGAAAAUGGGAAAGCUACCACCAAGGUACUGGAAGCUGCGCUGAAAAUCAGCCACACUUCACCUGAUAUACCAGCGGAGGUACAGAACGCGCUGAAGGAGCACCUGAUCAGACAUGCUCGGAUGCAGAGGCAGAUCACCGAGCCCACGUCCUCAUCAAGGCACAAUUCUUUCAGGAGGCACUUGCCAAGACAGAUGCAAGUGUCCAGUGUUGAUUUUAACAUGGGGACAGACCCAGUUCUGCAAAGGGGAGAGACCACAACCAGCAUUGGGAGAAUAAAACCAGAACUCUACAAGCAGAAGUCUGUGGAUUCUGAUGGGCAACAAGAGGAUGUGAAAACAUGUGGAAAACUUAACUUCACUCUCCGGUAUGAUUAUGAGAAUGAACUUCUGGCUGUCACAAUUGUCAAAGCCUUAGAUCUGCCUGCUAAAGACUUCACAGGAACAUCCGACCCCUACGUUAAGAUUUAUCUGCUUCCAGAUAGGAAAAAGAAGUUUCAGACACGAGUUCACAGAAAGACAUUAAAUCCUGCCUUUGAUGAAACCUUUCAGUUUCCUGUAGCCUAUGAUCAACUCAGCAACAGGAAAUUGCAUUUCAGUGUUUAUGAUUUUGACAGAUUUUCUAGACAUGACAUGAUUGGGGAAGUUAUUCUUGAUAACCUUUUUGAAGUCACAGAUCUCUCCAGGGAAGCCAAUGUAUGGAAAGACAUCCACUGUGCCACCACAGAAAGCAUAGAUUUGGGUGAGAUCAUGUUUUCCCUUUGCUAUUUACCUACUGCUGGGAGAAUGACUUUGACGGUCAUCAAAUGUCGGAAUCUCAAAGCAAUGGAUAUAACUGGUGCAUCAGAUCCAUAUGUCAAAGUGUCGCUGAUGUGCGAGGGACGGAGACUGAAAAAGCGGAAAACAACCACGAAGAAGAACACACUGAAUCCCGUUUAUAAUGAGGCCAUCAUCUUUGAUAUCCCUCCAGAGAAUGUAGACCAGGUCAGCCUCUCCAUUGCAGUGAUGGAUUAUGACAGAGUAGGGCACAAUGAGGUCAUUGGAGUGUGCCGGACAGGAAUUGAUGCCGAAGGCCUUGGAAGAGAUCACUGGAAUGAAAUGUUGGCUUACCCACGUAAACCAAUAACUCACUGGCACCCACUAGUAGAGCUACCUGGCCGAGCAACCAGUUUUGAUAGCCAGGGAUCCUGUUCCUCACCCAAACCACCUCUUACGCCCUAG